GCUUUGCUACUCAUUUCUUAAAAUUGUUAGCCCGUUGCAAUGGCGAGUCUGGAUCUUGUAAAUAAUAUUGAACAUCGUGACAGUAUCUUAAUUUUAUUGCUAUUUUGCACGCUGCCCGCUUAUCAUUAGACCAUUCGGAUUUUACGACAAAUUUGUAAAUUGUUGUGAAUAGCGUGGCACCAUUAUUAUUACCUAACCUUGUGAAUAUUUAUAACAAAUCGAAAUCCCAAGUUUUCUGAAUUUUAUCAUUUAUGUAUUAUGGAUGGGUUUUCUGGUCAAAACAAUCUCCGUAAUUGUGGCGGAAACAACAGCGCACCGGCUUCAACCGAUCCCAGACGCUGGCGUUUGAUCUGCGACUCCGGACGACAUACAUGGAGAUAUUAUGAACAACUUGAGAAGCUGCCUAGGGAGCAAAAUUUUUUGGAACAACAUGCGCUGGGACUGACUAUAACUAAAGAUGCUGAUGAGAAAUGUAAUGGCAGAGCGAAUACUGCUGAAAAUGCCCUUCAAAGAGGAAUGACGUUUUACGCAAAUCUACAAGCGGAAGAUGGACAUUGGCCGAGUGAUUACAGCGGGCCUCUUUUUCUUAUUCCGGUGCUGCUUAUUGCUUGUUAUGUAACAAAUACCUCCAUUUCCGAUGCUCAAAGGAAAGAGAUGGUUCGGUAUUUGCGUUCCGCGCAACGUGUGGAUGGUGGAUGGGGGCUUUACAUCGAAGGACCGGGAACAGUAUUCGGAACCACCUUUAAUUACUGUGCUAUGCGCAUUUUGGGCAUUGGUGGUAAUGAUCCUGAUUUGGUUCGGGCCAGGAAAUAUUUGCACCGGUUAGGAGGAGCAUUGACCAUUCCAUCGUGGGGCAAGUUCUGGUUGUCGGUGUUGAAUGUAUACGACUACGACGGGAUGCACAGCAUAUUCCCGGAGAUGUGGCUGCUUCCGGAAUGGGUACCCAUUCACCCAUCGAAGUUGUGGUGUCACUGCCGACAAGUGUACCUUCCGAUGGGAUACUGCUACGGACGCCGGUUGAAGGCAGCGGAAACGGAUUUGGUGCGACAGCUGCGGCAAGAGCUGUACGUGGAGGAUUAUUCCACCAUUCAGUGGAAAGCGCAUCGGGAUAAUGUAUCGCCAGCGGACCUUUACACACCCCACAGCUGGCUUCUAAAACUGGCAUACGUUUUCUUGGACUAUUACGAAAAGUGGCACAUACCGUUUAUCCGAGAAAAAGCUUUGGGAAGGUGCUACGACAACAUUUGCGCCGAUGACGAGUUCACUAACUUCAUCAAUAUUGGCGCGGUCACCAAAGGCCUGAAUAUGCUUGUGCGAUGGUCAGUUGAUGGCCCCCAGCACCCGGCUUUCCAAAUGCACCAGGAACGCAUUAGCGAUUACCUGUGGCUUGGUUCGAAUGGGAUGAGAGUCAAUGGAACCGAUGGCUCACAGCUUUGGGAUACCGUCUUCUCAGUUCAGGCAUUCCUGGAAGCUGGAGCCGCCAAAGACACAGCUUUUCUUCCUGUACUUCGUCGCGCCUACGAAUUUAUAAAAUCUUCCCAAAUACGCGAAGAUCCUCCAAACUACACGGUAUAUUAUCGUCAGUCUUGUAAAUAUGGCUGGACAUUUACGACACGGGAUGGCGGUUGGAUGACCCCUGACUGCACAGCAGAAGCCGUAAAAAGCCUCCUGUGUCUAGAACACGGUCCGGAAAGCAUUGAACCAAUUCCCGUGGAAAGGUUACAUGGUUCCGUCAAUUUGCUUAUAUCGCUGCAAAACAAGAGUGGAGGAUUCUCCAGUUAUGAAAAGCAGCGCGGAGGUCACCUUUUGGAGUUGCUGAAUCCGUCGGAAAUCUUUGGCGAUAUUAUGAUUGAUUAUUCGUACAUAGAAUGUACGUCUGCAGUUUUACAAGCAGUCAACUUGUACCAGAAAACUUAUCCUACUUACCGAGCAAGUGAAAUUCGUGAAAUUAUGCAUCGCGGAUUAAAUUUCAUAAGAAGAGAACAACGUGAAGACGGAUCCUGGGAAGGUCGUUGGGGCGUGUGUUUUACAUACGGCACGUGGUGGGCGCUGGAAGCUUUGGCUUGUAUGGGAUACCACUAUAAUACGGUCAAUCAAAGUGAAUCAGUGCGCAAAGCUUGUAGCUUCCUUAAAAAUUACCAAAACGACGAUGGCGGUUGGGGUGAAGACUUUGAAUCCUGCAAACAGCGGAGAUACAUCCGUAGUCCAACAUCGCAUGUAAUCAGUACAUGUUGGGCAUUAUUGGGUUUAAUGGCUGUCCAGUACCCGGAAGUGUCCAUCGUGGAAAAAGGAAUAAGGUUUAUUGUCAGUCGCCAGUUAGAAAAUGGCGACUGGCCACAGGAAGCAGUUAGCGGUGUGUUUAAUAAGUCUUGUGCCAUUAACUACGCCAAUUACCGGAAUAUUUUUCCAAUUUGGACACUCGGUCGUUUUAUUGCGCGCUAUGGUCAGAAUUUUCUUUAUUAUACAUAAAGUAAUAGCAAAACUGUUGAUUAUUGGUUAUUUUUUAUUGUUAAAUAUUUUCGGAUUGCGAUAUUUGUAGUGUUUUGCAAUUUAAUUGUAAAACGAUUCCACACUGUACUACAAAGCGGCUCUAGUCCGAAUCCUGGAGCCUUUAAAACACUUUAAAACUCUUAAAUCUAACCCUCGA
Molecule: messenger RNA, 2647 nt
Organism: Paramacrobiotus metropolitanus
Lineage: Eukaryota; Metazoa; Tardigrada; Eutardigrada; Parachela; Macrobiotidae
Product: lanosterol synthase-like
Exons: 12
Coding region: 259-2469 (736 amino acids)
Biological process (GO): cholesterol biosynthetic process; triterpenoid biosynthetic process
Cellular component (GO): lipid droplet
Molecular function (GO): lanosterol synthase activity
Source: RefSeq, a predicted model, not a curated record